UGAAUUGUUAUGUUUUACAAUUAUUCAAAUAUUUUACUGAAUUAAUAAUUGGUUACAUAAUUCUAGCCCUAUGCUAGUGUUUGCAUAAUUGAUUUCAUAAUCGCUGAUAAUGAUGCAUACCACCUCUGAAAUGGGUUAGUUUAUAUUCAGUUUUUUCUUGUAGUUUUUUUCUUCUGAAUUUUUGUCAUUUUUGUUGCUGCUGUAGUUGGUAGUUCUGUUUCUGUGUGUUUGUAUGAAUAUUGGACUGUAUUUCUAGGAGAGUGUAAAUGGCUAAAACUUAUGUUUUUAGAAUUAUUUUUAGUGAAAGCAAUCAUGGGACUUGCAUUAUACCUUUAUUUUCUUUUCUGUCUAAUAAUCUUAUAUUUACCACUCAGAUAUCAUGGUUGUCCUAUGCACACAUGUCCGCAGCCUUGCGCUUAGAGGUGAUACCGUGCUAGAAAACACAAUUUCACCUCUGACUAGGCAGGUUCCAUAACAGAUAAUUGUGGGGUGGAGUCUAUGACUAUAAGUGUUUUGUGAAUGUUUAUUUUGUAUAUGAAUGAAGACUAUAAGUAUUAUGGAAUGUUUUUUAAGAUAUGGUGACUUAAUUUUUACGAAUUUUUUUAAUUUUUGCAUAUAAAUAUGAGUUUUUUGGAAGUAAAGUUUUUAUAUUUUAUAACAUAGGUAGUGUUUUUUAUCAUUUUCUAAAAAUGUCUUGUAAUUUUUGUGCACAUGUCUUAUAUUCCUGGACAAGGAGGUGACACACCUGUUUUAAACAGCUAACGAUAACUGACAACAUAACCUGAGCCAGAUCGUUAGUGAUUUCUAUAAAGCAUAAUGAGUGAGUUUAAAAAAGUGAUCAUGCCCAAAAAACUUUAAACAGUAGUUUUUAAUGUGGCAUCAGUGUAAGAAGUUUGAAGCAGAAAGCCUUAAUGAAGACAUUAUUAGUGUGCAUCAGUGUAAAUGUUAAUUGGAAGAAUUUACUUCAGCAUUUAAUUAAAAACUUUAAUGCACAUUUUCAAAUAAAUCAUGAGUGCUUUGCACACUAAAACUAUGUUAUUUUGGGUUAGAAGAUGGAAUCUUAAAUUAUGUGAAUUUGGAACUUGGGUAUAAUUGAAUGUAGUUAAUUAUGUGAGCUUUUCACAAUGGUUUGAAGUCUGAACUUUUGAACUGGUAUUUGAACCAUUUUCUUAAGAAUAGAGGUUUGGAAGCCAUGAUUAAAGACGAGAAAGAAUCGCAGUGUGAAAAGACUGGUACUACUACCAGCACAAAACCUGAUCUCCAGAUAUCUCAAAGUCAACCCACAGAGACUGUGAUAAAAGAAGAGCCAGGUGCGGAGUCUCUUUUAAACAGCCUAGAAGAUGGGGAAGUCAGCAAAGCGAGUGAAACAGGAAGUGCUACUUCCAGCUGUAUUCAUUCCGAUAUAAAACUUUGUGUUGGGUCAACGAAUGCUGUCACAUCAUCUAUGGGUACAAUUUGUACACCUUCCAACACCCAGGCAGCAGCUGAACUUGGUUUAGUGGAUAGCACAACAGCAGAAGUGGCAAAAUCUGAAGAUGACAAAGCAAAUGACAAGUCAUCUGUGUCUAUAAAGCACGAGUUGAAUGGGAAUGGAGCCAGUGAACUGACAGAUCAGUGCGAGGUUCCUGGGUCCCUGAACAUGUCAUUGUCCACAACGUCUGGCCAACCACCGAGUGGCAUUCAACCUUUACCGAGCAAUGUGAUCAACAAACAACCAGGGACAAUGGAAGCUCAGUACAUGCAGCAGCAGAGCCAGAUAUUUGUGUUCUCCACGACGUUGGCCAACAAGUCGGCUGAUGCAGUUUUCCAAGGACAAUUCCCUACCAUCAUUGCAUACCAUUGUGCACAGCCAGGAACGAAAAAAUAUUUAGAGAAACAUCCUCUGAAAGUUAAUCAGUUCAACCGUCAGAACCCUGCCCAGUGGCUAAAUAGUCUGGCUCAAAUAAAACAAAAAGGUUCUCCAAGCAUAAUGAAAGGAAUUAACUCAAUUGGAAUGAGUGGCUCAAAUGAAAUGGGACCUAAUAAUAACCUCAUAAAUAGCAUAGGAAUGUGGAACCAGGGAAACAACAUAAUGAACAGCCUUGGCUCCACAGGAAAUCCUAUGAUGCAGCCAUGUCCCAAUAAUGUGCUACCUGGUUGUCCUGUUUCGAGUUCAAUGGUACCAGGUGGACCCGGGAAAAGUACUGGAUUGGAAAGCCCUUGCCUUAUGUCUGGCUCGCCAAACACCAAUCACCUGCUUCCAAGUGGAAUGGGUCAUCACAGUCCCAAUAUGGCUUCAAACAGUGCGAGCAUGCUACCUGCUGGUGGACCAGAAGUGGUUGGUAGUCCAAUCGUGAAUCCACAGCCAUCUCUGACAGGUGUGAAAGUUCCCGAUGAGAAUUUAACUCCUCAACAGAGACAGCAUCGAGAGGAACAACUAGCAACACUGCGGAAAAUGCAGCAGAUGUUGUUUCCAGAACAUCAGUCACCUAUCCAAGAUGGAAGUGGUAUUUGCCAAGCUCAAGAAAACAUGUUUGUGCAUGGUAUGGGUUCAGUUAUGAAUAUGGCAGGACUUGGGGCUAACGGGGGACUAAUGAGUCAAAAAAACAUGGUUAUGGCAGGGAUGGGGGGUCCAGGCUCUGUGACUCCGACGUCAGUUGCUGCUCAAAUCGAAUGGCAAAAACUGCAGACUCAGUUUUAUGAAGAUCGUAAGAAGAAGACACCGAGUUCUAACAUGGUUAUCGGGAGUAGUGCAAGCUGUGGACCGAGCUUAGGAAGUCCUGCUAGUACAGGAAUGACAAGCCAGCAUGUUGUGUCAAAUGUUUCUGGACCAAGAUCUACAGGCUGUACAGGUCCUCGUGUUCAAGGUCCUCCGCCUCCUUAUCAUCAAACACAAAGGUCUGCAAGUGUUCCUACCUCAAUGUCAAGCCCAAAUCCCAGCUCUCCCAAUAAUCCAACAUCUAAUUUGUCUCUUCCUUCUCCAUGUGCUACAUCAGGGCUGAACUCGCCGGCAGAUCCAAACCGUCAGCCUUUUAACAGUAGUUCUGGCCGCCUGGUUUCUACAGGACCCAGCCCAACUGGGUUGCACAGUGCGUCUUUGGACUCACCGGGUUCUAAUAGGCCAUUGAACGCUAGCAACCCAGGGACGCCUGUGUCCACUCAUUUGUCACCAAGUGCUACUCGUAAAGAAGGACAUAAUGGCUCCGAGUUUUCAGCUUUAACACCAACAGCUAACACAGCAGUUCCAAGCCAACACCCGCCAGUUGACGGUAUGUUCUGCCGCACACUUCAGUCUUUAGCUCAGCAAAAGCAACAGCAGCAGCAGCAACAACAGCAGCAGCAAGUAACCCCCCCAGGUCAACCUAAUCAACCUCCUAAAGAACCUAAUUUGAUGCCUGUGCCAUCUCCACAGCAAAUACAGUACCUUAACACUUUUGAAGGGCAAGAACUCACCAUUCAAAAGCAACCAAAUACAAGUCUGAAAGAGACCACCACCAGUAUAAGAUCACCUUCCCUUCCUCAGACAAGUGUGGAGUCUACUUUACCUACCAACACUGAAUCAUCAUCUGCUAAUAGGAUUUCUGGGCCAGGAACACCACUCACCCCAACUUCCUUGGAAGCUGCUCCUCGAUUCAAUUCUUCUGGUGAUUUGACCAGAUUCCCUGUUCCCAGCCCCCACACACCAAGUUCAACUCAGAGUGAGGGUAAAAGCCAACAAAGGUUUUCAGGACCAAGCCCCCAGACGCAAGGUCCUCGCACUCCGGGAGUAGAAGCAUCAAGUAAACCAUCCACGACAGAAGUAACGCCUCAGUUUCUCAGCUCGAGUCCGCAAACAGAAGGCAUGGGACCACCAAGAAUCCCCAACUCUGGGGCAGGAAAUGGACAGACACCGACUUCACCUGUGCUUUGCAGUUCAACUCAGAACUUUAUGCAGCAGACCAGCCCCGCUGUACCUGGAAUGAAAGUGCCGGCACAGUUCUUGGAAGUUUCACCGACUGGUAGCUCAGCCCCUGUGGAAGUUUCCCCAACAGGGUCUGGUUUCUCAUGUGUGCGUUCUGAAAAUUUGCCCCUGAACCCUAACAGUGGCAGUGGUAUAAUUUGCAAUGGAAAACCAGCACAUUUUGAUCCAAUUACAUCCAUGGCGCAAAUGAGCCAACAGUUGGCUAACAGUGUUGCAAACUCACCAAAUGGCCAGAGUUCUGGUCUCAUGACUGGUAUUGGCAAUGCAUCAGGUGUGGGUGGAAUGAUUCCUUUCAGUUCAGGUAUGCAUCAGCUACAAAUGAAUGAAAUGGGAAACUGCCCUGGCCUGCCAGAUCCACAAACAGGACCAUCCAACUUUGUGGGUAUGCAAAUGCAAACUGCUCCUCACUCUUACAGCCCUAAUUCCAACAUGGGUGUUGGUAUAGUGCCACAAUGUAGUGGUGGUGUAAACACAACACCUAGCUCAAACCAGCCCAAUGUGCAUACAAACAGUCCAGUGUCUCCUAAACCAGGCAACAUGAUGAUGGGUUUGGUUUCAUCACACAAUCCUGCUUCAUACCCUGGUAGCUCUGUUCCUCAGCGAAUGCUGGGACGUCCUCCUGCUCCAAAUCCUUACUCUGGUGCUAAUAUUCAGGUCAAAGCAAGUGCUCCAAAUACUAUUCAAUACCUUCCUGCAAAACCACAAUCAGGUAAUUCUGGCCCAAGGGGGCCACCGAGUCUAGAUUUCUUACAGCGAUUUGCCAGCCCACUACCGAAUCUCGACACCAAAGUUCCCUCACAUAACCUGCAAUAUUUUCCUAAUGGUGGUCCGCCAAAUACUCCAUCUAUGGCUUCGAUGAAUAUGUCUUUGAACAGGCCUAAUUGUGUGGUGAGUGGUAUGAAUCCUCAGCUUGGUGGCAUGGGGCCAAACUGUGGUCCUGCUGGACAUAUGGCUAUGAACGGGUCAAUGAUGGGACCUAAUUCUCCGAUGGUGAACAUGAAUAUCUCCAUGUCUACAAACAUGGGCAUGGGUCCUGGCCCUGGUACAGGGCCGAGUCUGGCACAAAUGCGAGGUGGCUUACGGCCUAGUGGCAUGAUGAGGAUGCAGCCAAUGGGGGGCUCUCUGUUUGGGAUCCCAACUGGUCCUGGUCAACCUGUUGAUCAGAUUUUUUCACCAGGACCAAACAAUGCUCCGAACUCUCAGAUGUUUGUGCCCGGUCCGAAAUCAUCUCCAUUAAGUCUUGGAGGUGCCCCGGAUGCCAGCCAGCCCCUUCCUCCAUCAAUGGGUCAGUCAAAUAGUUUUAAAAACUCACCUUUUAUUGGCCCAACAACUGCUGAUCCCAAUUAUGCUCAACAAUUUCAUAAUUUCCAACAACAGUUAUAUGCGACUAAUACGAGAAGCCAAGUAAAUAAUCCUUCAAUGGGUCAAAACCAAUCUUUCUUCAUCCCAAAAUGAAAAUGAAAAUUUAAAUUUUACCACUGCAGGAUUUACAACUACUUCCUACAUGUGCAGUAAAAUGUCUGACUGUGAUCAAUUCAUCCAGUUUACCUUAGCCAGUUUGCAAUGUGAUAGUCAUGCAAUGGCAAAAUGUGACUUGGUUGCUGUUAAAUUGGUAGCCAUGCUGUGAGCAAUAAUUAUUAUUGUUUAUGGUUUGCAUAAAAUAUAAAAUGGGUUAAUGUCAGAUUUGCCACAUGUUUAACUUCAUGUUAAAAAAUUUUUUAUAAUCUUGAAGAAAAUCACUCUACGUUUUAGUAUUUGGAUUAACAGUUACUAUAUGUGUAUACACACAUUGUUUACUAAAUGAAAUAUAAAUGGCAAUAAGUAUGCUCCUAUUAUAGCUACAGACUUGGGCUGUUGUAAUUAAAACUAACAUCAGGUUUAAUGUUGCUUUUUUGAAGUAUACUUCUUUAGGGGCAUCGAGGGUGAAAUUGUAUGCAACGAAAUGUGCAGAUACCAUGCAAUUGAAAUUUAACAUAAUGAAGUCUAAUGCACAUGUAUGUUUUGUCCAGUUGUGUUCAAAUGCAAUAUUUACAACAUACCUCAUGGUUUAUUUUCAAACUAAUAAAAAUAGUCCAUAUUACAAACAAAUUGAAAGCAUGUUCAUAUGUAGGGUUAAUACUGAACUAAUUUAUAGCUACAGCUACUAGUACCUUUCUUUUUAAUGCUAAGACCAGAAAACACAGUUUUUGUAUUUGGUUUUCUUACAAUUUACUAGCCAAGAAAUUUUUGUUAGAACAUUCAUGGCAUCAUUGUUAUUUACCACUUGGUUGGUUCUCUUUAAUAUGAUAAAUGCUGCACUUUCUCUUUUUUUUAAUGUUAACUAUAUGCAUUAUUUAAUCAUGACAGAAAAGUAUUAAUUCUAAUGUCUGUACAUAAGUUGACGCAUCAUUUUUUUAAGUUUUAUUAUACAAAAUUAUGGUUUUGUAGAAGUUUAUAAAUUUUUUAAAAUAAUGUUUUUUUUACAGAUUGUUUAAAGAACAAACAUAUACGUACCAAAUUUUCAUAUAUAUAAAUAUUUUGUUAUAUUUAUGAUGGAUUCACAAAUAUGUCUAAAAGUUUAUACACCGGUAUUAACAUGCUGCCAUUCACAUCCACAUGUACAUAGUGUAGCUGAACCUGGGGCCUUGACUAUGUCUUCAAAACAAAACAAAAAAAAUUUUUAAAAAAUGUUUUUGAAACUUUUUUUAGGAAUUUUAAAUACAAUUGUUUGUAACUUAUUUUCCAAGAAACCAAAAUAUUAACCUCUAAUUGCCAUAAACAAUUUAAAUACUACUACUUAUUUUUGAUAUUGAUUUACUAAUUGCAACUAAGUGUGGGAAGUUUGAUCCACUAUAAGGUAAGCUUGACACAAGUUGGCAAAUUACUGGGAAUAAUGACUGCAUUGCACGUUAAUGGUAACUGCAUGUGCAUGUAGAUUUACAUCUAGUUAGUAUUAAUAAUAAAAUUAUAACUAUGCAAUACAAUAUAUGAAAUAAUUUUUACCAAACAAAUCUCUAAGGUAUUAAAGUUUACAUGGUAUGAAAAAUCAUAAAUUUUAUAUUUAAUGCUACACAUUCUACUACCACUUGACAUAGGUAAUGGCAACUAUACCACAAAGUCUUCUUCUUGUACAACACAUAUGUCCUCGAAUGGUGGAUACACAAAAGAAUGACUUGACUUCUUACAUGGCAAAAAUUUUAUAUCAAACUCAAUUAAUAAACUUUCCACUUUGAAACUACUCUGCCAACAUAAUGUGUUACCAUAUGUUUUUAACUAAAUCUAACCAACACAAAAUCACUACAUUCAAAUCCAUGACACUUGCUCAUUUUCACUAUUAUCAGUAGUAAAUGUCUACACUGUCAGUUAAUGAUGCACAUGGUACCAGCCUUAUUAAUAUUUCUUGCACUUUCUUCUCUUGAGCCUGUUCUGUUUUCUUCUUCUUUUUCUUGCCACACUGCAAAUAUCUCUUCAUUUUUAGUUUUAGAGUGACCAAGUCUUAGCCCACCUCUUGCAGUCUCUCUUGAAUGAGCCUUUGGAAAUGGACAUAAAUCUUGUGGACUAAUAACCUCAGUGUGAGAUCCUUGUGUGGAAGUUAUCUGGCUUGACACAUCCAUAGUGUGAGUACAAGAAUUACCAUUAUCAUAUGAUUGAGGGUGAGAUCUGUCAGUCACAUUGGCACCUAGGAACUCCAAAUCUGCAAUUAUGUCGGCAUUAUAUGGAUAAUUUCUAGUACUUUAAAAGCCUUUUAUAAUGUUCUCAGGAUUCAAUGCUUUAGGAAAGGACUGUCCAAUAAGAGCAGGAAUGUCUUGAAUAUUCAUUGGUUGUGCUGGGUGGUUGUAAUAAUUUUUAGAUUGACCAAAAACAGUUUGGUCAAUUGGCUGUAUUUGUGACUAGUUUGUGGCAGAAGUGUAAGUUGUAAUGUUAUACCAUGAUCUUUACAUUUCUGAAUGCAAUUGGUGUGACGUGGCUAUCGUGAUUAUCCACUAUUACAAAAACUGGGUUUUCAAUUGAAGAUUUGCUGAAUCUAUUAAAGUGAUCUCAAUAUUUCUGAAAAUUUUCACUGGUCAUCCAUCCACUAGGGUAGCAGAUGGAAGUUGAACAGAAUGGUGCAUCAUAGCAUCAGGUACUUGCAGGCGUGAAAAAACAAAGAAUGGUGGGAUUGUGACACCAAUUGCUGAAAUUGCACAACAUACUGUGACAAGCAUUCCCUGUUCACCACUUGUUACUUUCCAAACUUGUUUUUCUCCUUUCUCUGUUAUAAUUUUGCCAGGUUUAUGGACAUGCCAACUCCACUCUCUUCAACAUUGAAUAUUGAUUGUGAGCCAAAUUUAUAUUCAGCAAUACUUCUUGCAAAUUUUUAAAAAGCUUUGUCAUGAUGUAGAACAACUCAGGCUGGUUGCUUCAGGUCUUCUAAGUGAUAAGUUUUUGUGUCUGAGCAUGAAUCGUCGCAGACAAUCAUAGGUAACCAUUUUAGUUUUGUAUUAGUUAUCAGAUAUUGGCCAAAUACAGAAACAAACUCUUUAGCUGUUUUUUUGGGUUAGUCUGUAGUGUAACUUGGCAGACAGUAUUAAAUUUUCAUGUAGCAAGUUUUCCAAUUCAUUGGAGAACCCUUGAUCCGUGUUGUAGUUGGGUUCCAUACUAACUAUAUCUUUGUUUUCACAGUGAUCAUACUUUUUUACAUAAUGAUAUAAAGUCUUACGAUCAGAAUUUAAUUUUUUUGCUGCUGAUAGAACACUGCAGCAUUCCUCAACCACACAAAACCCUGUUAAAUGAAUUAUUUCAGACAAUUGUUUCUUUUGAACUCUUUUUUCGGCUUUCAAAUGAACAACAUUUUGAAAUACAUAAAAAAUAUGUGUAUGUAUGUAAUAUAACUAUAGCUUCAUUUUCAACAUACCAAGGGAUAAAUUUUUGAAAAUUGUUAUUAAGAAAAUAAAAUAACAUUAGUGUUUAUAACAUGAACAAUUGGAAAUUUUAUAUCCAUGCAAACUAAAAUCAUUUAUAACUACCUAACCUUAAAUAAUACACUUUUUUGAUAAUUUUGAAUUACUUAACCAAAAAUAUGAAAUGUGGGAUUUUUAUUAUCAACUUAACCUCAGUAAUAAAAAGGUUAUAUUAUAAUUAAAUUUGCUAGGGGAGGCUUGACCAUUGGCAAGUGUGGGAGAGAGGGUUCCAUAUUUGUCCAUUUUGUUGUUUAGCUUAAAUAAAACAUUAAAACUUUGACAUGUUAAAAAGUGUUAUGCAUCUAAUUGUAGUUAAUAUAUAAUGCAAUGUUAUAGGCAUAAAUAAAUUGUAUUAUAUUACAAACUAUUGUUGAAAAAUACAUGAAAAGAUAAACUUUUCUAACCCCACAGCUCAAUCAUUACAGUGAGUUUUCCCUCCAAAUAUCGUCAGAGCAGCUAACAUUACUGUAGGAACUUAACAAAAUUCCACCACUGGGACAAAAAUGUCACUUACAUUGUAAAUAUCAUGUCAUUUUUCUCUUUUGGUUAAGAUUCCUCAGGUUUCCCGACAUAAUUAUGUACAUGAGCCAGUAGCUCAACUGUCAACUUGUAUUUGCGUUCAAAUAUCUUAUAUGCACUAGUCUAGUGAUUGAGGAAAUGGACGCAGAUGCCAUUUUCACCAUCUUUAUGCACUAAAACUUUAAGUAGUACACUGAAUUAAAAUUUAGCUUCCAAAUAUUAUUUAGGUUGAAUUUUUUUGUGGUAUAUUUAAUAUUUGUCUGCAGUUUAGAAUUGUAAUUUAUUGGUUUUUAAAGGACUGAUUUGCAGGUAUGAAAUUUACACAUAUUAUUUACAUACUAUAACUUUAUAAAUAAAUUUAUUUCCAUUGUUUCAAUAAUUAUAGUCAAAAAGUGUUAAAUAUUAUUUGGAAUAUAGUAUAAACUAUUAAUUGAAUCAAUUUUUACUGAAAGGAACAAAGUAUAUAUUUCUUAUUUUUCAGGAGAGGCAAAAACCUGACUGGAUCCUUAUCUUAUGUAAAUUAUUUUCUAUUUUCAAUUUUUUUUUCUAUGUAUUGCUGAUAGAAUGGAAGCUAAAACAAGAUAAUGAUCAUGCAUUUUCAUACUAAAACAUUAUUUUUUUUUUUUUUUAAUUUUGACUAUUCCUCAAAACAUUGCCAUACAUGAUAAAUUAUCACACAUAGAUGAGAGUUUUUUCUAUAUUUACAUAAAGAAUAGCCUAAAAAUGCAUUGACUUCAUAACGCACAAAGUAAAAAGUAAUAAAUCCAAACUUUUUUUUUAACAAAAAUAAUACUUGCCAUAGGUACUUCAUCAGAACAUUGUACCCGUAUUAUGUGUUAACACAAAAAAAAUCCCUUGUAAUAUUGACCAUACUACUUACACGCAUGAAGUAUUAACAUUUAACUUCUCUCAAGCUUACAAUACACUUUAUAAUACUUAUACUACAAGUGCAGCAAUGGUUUAUCAGAAAACGAAAAUAAAAAAUGUCACGUUUCAUUCAGCAAAACGUUAUUUUCGAGAAGUGUGCCACAAUAGUAUAUUUCAAUAAAACUGUUCGCUCUCCACACUGUGGUCCACAUACUUAAGCAACUCUUGUACAUUAUAUAUUUUCUUAUCAUUAAUUGGUUAUUUAUCUUCUAGGAUAGGCUUUGGCUGGAUUCAUAGCUAAGCUUGUUUUAAUAUGUGGCUUCCUCAAAACAAAUGCAUACUGUACCAAACAACCAACCAUAACAACACAUGUUUGGUCUAAUGAAUAGCAGAACUCCUUAAAAACUGAUGGAGUAAAGUACUGCUUGUUCUUUUAAAGAACAUUUUUUAGAUGUUAUCUCCUCUGAAAUUCAUGUCUUUUUAUAAAAUUCUGUCCAAUCUAUGAAAAUUACACAUUUGUUUUCUAUUGACUAUUUGUAUAGUAACAUUUUUCUUACUCUUUGCCAUUAUUUCAACGUACAUCUUUGGUGUAAAAAAAACAUGGUCAUGCCACUUGAUUGCUGCAUGAAAACUCCAAACUCCAGGUCACAUGGGAGGAACAGGAAAUUGAUGUUCUAUUGUUUUCAGAGUAUUAGCUUUUGUGAAACCCAGCAUGUCCUUUAUUAGUGUGUGGUUCUUGUUUUGACCUGUGGCAUCAUCAGAAAAUAAAUGUAGGUCAGUUAUUUCUUUAGACAUAUGAUUUUGGAGUAGUCUAGAAUAGCAGUUCCAAAUUUUUUUGGCCAGGAAACCUGAUUGACAUUUCUUUUGCGGAACCCCAACUACUUCAAAGAAAGUUAUUUGACAAUAAUUGUGCCUGCUUUAUAUGACUCACGGAACCCCUGUGACACCUUUUGGGAACCGCUGGUCGGACAUAUGAUUCAUGGAGUAGUCAUACAAGAAAGAAGACUUCAUUAUUCUACCUACUCCUUAAUGUUAGAUGUACAGACUAGUACGGCUUAAAUACUUAACCUCUUUGCCUCCAUAAUGGGUUUCUUUUACUGGGUAUGACAUUAUAUGAUUAUGAAUCAACCGUUGUAUCCCAUGAGAUGUAGCAUUUGAGGCUGAAUUCUGUUCACAUGCAUCUUUUGGUGUUUCUCUAUCAAAACGUAGUUCUGUCAGUCCAAACACAUGCUUUUGGGUAGUAAUAGAGUGAAGAUUAGAAACGGUUUCUUACACAUCUUUACUUGUUGCUGCCUACUUGAACAUUUUAGUGGAAUGAUGCUGCUCUUACCCUACUUUCAGGAUUUUGGUAUGCUUCUGCUCUGCAUCUUUCUUGAUUCAUAACCUUAUCAAGGGACUCCAAGAACUUGGCAAGUAUGUUGGUCUUGUCUUCUACAGUAAAAGGAGAGCAACAUUUUGUGCGGCAACUGUUACAGACAGUGAAAUUAAAUAUUUAAAAUUUGGUUUAGUAUUAAUAUGUAUGAAGUUUUUAGCAUUACAACAAGCAAAAUAUACUUGCCUGCUGUCAAGGCAAAAUAUCUUUCCUGGAACAUUUUUUCCACAUGUUUAACAUAAGGUAAACCCUUCAUUAUCCCAUUUUUCACUUUAGUGCAUUUGUAUUCUGCAUCGUUUCAUUUACAUUUAGGUGUCUUUUUUUUUGUGCCAAUGGAAUUGUCCUUUUAUAUUAUUAACUUAGAUUAUCACUAUUCACACCACAAACUGUCAGUUAACGCUUAACAUCAUAUAACAAACAGCUGACAAUAAGCCAUAGCGUAGUUAAGUUUGUAGGUAUGGUUAUAAAUAGAGAAUCUUAAUAUAAUUUCACUUGUUUUUCAACCCAGCACAAUGUUGUGAAGCCCAGUAAAUAGAGAAUGUCAAACUUACUGGUUACCAUUUUUUUGCAUGUUCAUUUGCCUAGUAGUUUUCUAUAAUUUUGAAUUUGCUGUAUUUUCAGCAUUUGUUACAUAAAUGUUCAGGGACAAUUUUUGUAGUGUUUUAAGGCCUUCAAAGUGUCACUGUCACAAAUGUUGCAGAGGAACGAACUAAAUCAGUGAAUGCUGCAAAUGUUGUGGAGGAAUGGACUUAGUUUUUUUAGUGAAUUUCUCCUAAAAACAUGUUCAAUUGCCUCGAUAUUUCUCACUGCAGGGUAUACCUGACUUAAUUAUUUUCCCGACAAAAUUAUGUGUCUAUGGUUAAAUAGUGGGAUUCUUCGGUAAAUAAAAAAAAAUUGAAAAGUUAACUUGGUUCUUUUUAGUAGUAACUAAUUCAGUUUUAAUAAUUUACCACAUUUAAGAAUUUUUUUAUUUCUCAGAAUUUUUCUAUACCUUAAAAGUUACAUGGUUACGUACUUGAAUGAACACUCCCUAGAAAAUUAUGCAUUUGUGCAUAUAAAUAAGUUGUGAAUCCAUCAUAAGUGUUUACUCUAAAAAUAAGAAACUGGUUUAAUAAAGCUAACUUAUGAGUUAUAACACAAGCAUCCAUAUAUAGUAUUUCUUUACUUUAAUUCUAAAAGUUUAUUUAUUUUGUGCUUCAUUGAAUGUGGUAGAACUGUAACUAAUUUCAGUCCAUUUUAUAAGGCUUAGUAAAAUAUUUCAAUUUACAUGAGUAGAUAAGUAUGCGAGUCAAUUUAACUGACAGCCAUACAGAUGUGAUAGGAGGGACUUUAAUAAACCAACUAAUAACAAUUCACCAUUUCAGGUAAUAUCCUUACUGAAUUUAUCUUCAAAUUUCAAACUAAUUAAUUCUCUGAAAAUGAUGUUCCCUCAUUAAUGCCAGAACAAAAUUUCCUAUGUAUGUAUGUAUUUAUUUUAAUGUUAUAGGCAAAUUUUACUUUCAAAAAUCACUGCCCUCUAAUUGAAAUUAAUAUAUGUUUGAAUUAACUACUGGCAUAUUUUAAUUUUAUUCAAUUCAACCCUGGUUGUAUGUAACUUAUAUUUUUUUAGCAUGUGUAAAGCCUUCAUUAAAGCAUGCACAAAUAGCACGCAUCUCUAGAUUGAAAAUAAAAUUAAAGGCCUCGCUACAAUAUGACGGUCCUCGGCCGUGAUACUACUUGCCACUCCCAAUUCUGGAAGCUGAUUGGACAUUAAGCUACAGUCGGAGUGGCCAACUUUUCAUCUUUAGGGCCUUCAGCAGGCAGACAGGGCAUGCAUGAUUGGCCGUUGUUCUGUGACGUGACAAUUGAUGUACGCCAAAUACAAGAACUACCCAUAAGAAAAAUAAUUUAGGCAUGCUGAAAACAUAUUUAAUGAAAUAAAAACACAUGAACAACGAAAUAUCUUGUCUAGUUAAAACAAGCUUACUGGCAAACUUACAUUGGCUGAAAAUGUGUUUGUUGACAUAAACAAGUGGUUGCUGUCACAUAUAUGUUAUUAUCUUAUAUUAAUAUGUGCAAAAUUUAUAUAAAAAAAUAUUGGAAAAUUUUUAUAAAAUUAUAAAAUGUGUUGCGAAUAGUAAACAGAAGCUCAAUAUUGAAAAAGCUUUUUUUUUUUUUACAAAUAACAUAAUUAUGCAAGUAUUUGAUGAGAUUGCAAAAACACAUACAACCAAUAUAUUUUCUUUAUUUACAGACUCAAGAAACUGAAUAGUGAGGGAUCGUAGCAAACGUUAGCAUUAUUUUGUUGAGUAGUGCUUGUCUGCCUUUUGUAUCUUAGUCUGUAAUUCAUAGUGUUAUGGGGAGUGACGAAGCUUAUGAUAUAAAUACGAUCACCCUACCAACUGUAUUACUGCGUGGAACUAAGCUCACCGUGCAAGCACCAGCAUCUGUUAUAGCACGCAAACACUUGGGACCAGCACUACGCCUGCAGUGUCACAGUAGUGUUCGCCAACACCGUCCUAUUGCAGCAGGGCGGAAAAAUGUACUUUUGUUUACAUUGACAUUUUUAAUAGUGUUUUUAGUUAGGAAAGUAGUUUCAAUAUUGUGAUUUUGUUUUACUUUAUCAACAGUUUUGAGAAGAUUUUCAUAAAGAAAAUUGUUGAUUCUCAUUUUGUUGAACUUAAAAAAAAAGGCCAGAAUUAAAUUUUUUUUCUUACGCAAUCCAUUUAUAAUUUUGUAUUGUAGUUUUAUUACUUAUACAAAAAAUUUCAAAAUGUUUCUUACAUCACACUGGCUUAAGUAAUGUGUAGUCUUUGUGUGUGCAUGCAUGCUUUGAAUUAUUAAUGUGAAUAACUAGUUCUACCCUAAAAACCUUUUUUACAUAAUUAUUUUAAGUCACCAGUGAUUGAACAUUUAAGAGCUCAACUUUUUCUCACAUAUUGGUGUACAUACACUCAUUUUACCAGCUCAUAACAGCAGCCUAAAUUAUUUACUUUCCAAAUAUUUUCUUACUGCAUUUGUCAGUGAAGUAAAAUUGAUAAGAUGUAGUUUGAAACACUCAAAUAUUAAUUGAAUUUUUACAUAUAAAUUUUUUAAUUUAUACAUUAAAAAUUUUGUUGAAAUACUUAGUUUUUGUUCACAUUUUCUGUUUGGUGUACUUGUGUGUUGGUAUCCCUGUACAUUUACAUUAAUUAGAAUUUUUUUUUAAUGCAAGAGUCACUCUAAUUUCUUAAACUCUAACUUAGCUUUUUCCUUACAUAUCUAAAAACUAACUAUUUUAAGUGUUUUAGACUAUAUGCAAAUAAAACUGACUGCUAAAUAAUAAUUAUUUUUUAGAUGUUCUUUUGUAAUUAAUAAUUUUUGUAAGCAUAUUACAUUUUUUUUUACAUUAUUAACCAGCCCAAUUAUGUACCUUUAAUAGGAGUUCAUGCAUGACCAUACUAAAUUUCAACAGUAAAUAUGAUUGGAAAUCAUUUUUACAUUUCAAAAAAUUUAAUACACAAUAUAGAGAAAAAAAAUUGACGAGGUAAACAAGGUUCGGUUUAAGUUUCAGUGGUCAAAUGCUAAAAUGAUCAUUUUUUAAUUGGUGUGGUUGUUGUUGAUGUCUAGGCUAAGAGUAACGGGGUCCUCCAAAGUACUGUAAAAUUACUUCUAUACCAGUGAUAGAAACUACUGGAAAUUUUCAUGUGAAGUGGAUUCAAAACUUCAUUUGCUACAUUUUGAUCCACUUUGGCUUAUGUGCCUUAGUGUAUUAUAUCACUAUUGACUUUUUUCACAACUGUAUUGUUACAAAUUAUUUAAAUAUAUUGCAGUAUGAUGUUUUUUUUAUUUUUGCUAAAACAUACCAUGCUUGAAUGUAAAUACUAAUUUCCGUGAUCUUAUUUCCUAAAUCAAUUAUUUUUAAAGAUUAUUAUUGUUCGAGGUGUUGAAUUUGGUCAAGUACAGAUUUUGGAACUUGUAUCCAAUGACACCAGAGAAGAGUGUGCAAUGGUAUUGUAACAAGUGUACAAAUGUAAUAAUAUCCAGUUAAAGUGUUUAGGUAAAGAAAUAGUUAUAUACUGACUGAAUGAAUUAGUACAUUUAACACAUUUGGUAAUCAUGUGAUGUAAAUAUGUAAAAUACAUUGAAAUAUUUUAGAUAUUGCAUAUGGAUGUAAACAUAAAGUUCUGUUGUAUUAACAGUUCAAAGUUGUGAAAAAAAUGACUUCCUGAUUUUCUUACAGUUUUUAUCCAUGUUAAUGAAUUAGAAGUGGUUAUAAAAAAGUACUUUUAGACAAUGGACAAGAGCUAAGUGAGUUUAACCUUUGUUUUUCAACUGUAUAUCUUAUGUGCAAUCAUACUCUUAAGUACAGUAUCCAUCUUAGAAUACAUUGACCAUGACAUGUCACAAGCCUUGAACUUAAACAUUAAACUCACCUUGCGGGGUUUGGGCUAGAAUCACAGUCAAAUUUCCCCAUAGUUUUCCAAAUUAUUUCUAUGCCGAUAGUGGAUUGGUUCCUUACCAUUGCCCAGGUAAUUUUCUUUCCAGAUUGCCCUGCAUUGUGUUUUAUAUGUCCUUGCUGUUAACUGAAAUUGUCAAUAUAAAUUUAGAAAAAUAUCACACAUAUUUGUAUAUAUCUUGAUAUUAAAAUUACCUUGAUUUUUUUUUUUCAUUGGAGACACAUUUUCUAGUUUUUUUUUUUUUAUCAUGAGUUUGAGAUAGAGUAUGAAGUAGGGUGGGUGUGAAAUGUGCUGUUGUUGACCCCUCCACAUCUACCAUUUAUAUCUGAUGCAUGACAGCCACCUUCUCUAUUUUUUUUGUUCCAAUGUUCCUGACUUUAUAUUUGUGGUGCAUAAGAUACUAAAAACAGAAACUCAUUUCAUAAUUACUUUUAACCAUUAAUUUACAACUUAUAACUUUUUGAUUUUCCAGGAAAUUUACAUAUUAUUAAUAUUAAUCCUUUCAGAAAUUAAAACUAGAAUGCUUAAUGUAUACAAUAUUUACAUUUUUCUUUAAAAAAAAAAUCCAAGGCAAUGUGUGAUACAAAAUAUAGUUUGAAUAGCAACAUUAAUCAUGGGUUACUAAUGCUAUUUAAAAUUAUUCGUCAUGGAAAUUCCUUUUUUCAACCAAUACCAAAAUUCAUUGCAUUGAUUUUUAUCAACCAAGCAGUGUUAAUAAUUGAUAUAUGAAUAAAUAUGUUUUUUAUUUCAAUUAUCAUAUAAUGUUAAUUGAUUUAUCUUAUUUUUGGAUGUCUAUAUUUUAAGGGUUUAUUUAUUAUUUUUUGUCUUUUUUUUAUAUUGUGCAGCAAAUCAACAACAUAGAUCAUAUCUUAUUUUUUCAACUAAAUAAUAAAAAAACUAGGCAUGUAGGAAUUCUUUUAAUAUUAUAAUGUUUAUAAUAUAUAUUUAGUAUAAAUUUUUAUGGUUCAUGAAUGACUUCCAAGCAAAACAGCUGUUGGCUCUGUAUUUCAUGUACACAUUUUUUUGUAAAUAAUUUAUAGUUAAUAUGACAAGUGUAACUAAUUUAUUGGCUAUCAUAUUCAUUUAGUAAAAAUUACGUCCCCAGCACUGUUUCAAUAAAAGCAUAGAACAUAUUUACUGGAUUUUAAGUUUUUUUUAAAAUUAAGUAACUUAGUUUUAAAAUCUGGAGUAAUAUAUCUGGACAUUAUAUCACACUUUUCUGUAUUUAUUUUGGAAUGAAUAGUUUUUUUUUUUUUUUUUCAAUGAUAGCUGUGAUUUUUUACAAGAUGCUUAAAAUUUUUAUGUGCACCUUUUUUAGUUGUUGAUUCUGUAUAAUCAAAAAAGUUAUAUUUUUAUCAUGCAAAAAAUUUGUUAAAAAAAUUUUUCCCUUCAUCAUGAGUAAUAGGGACUGGUAAAUGUUGUUUUGUAAUGCCAGGAAUUGAUACAGUGUAAUCUGGUAAUAUAUGUUCUGGCACAUUCUGUAAUCCAACACCAGUUGAACCGCUCUCAUUUAGAGUUUUCCUGGUGUAUUCCAGUUGUUGAUGUUGGCUACCAGGUUUCAUUACUGCACUGCUUGCUGUUUUAGUUCACUCAGUUUAUCAUUAUCGUUGCUUCGCUUUUCAGUGUUUUUCCCUUCUUCUAGCGGGGUACAUUUGUCGUUUGAUAUAUCAUUGAUACAUUUCCGUAAUGAUUUUUUAAAGAAGACCAUUGCUCAUCUGUGGUUUUUUCUUCCUAUAGAGCAUCUUACUUUAACUUGUUUUAAAUACUAUUGUACUUCAUAUUGAUUUUUUUUUAGUAGUUCUGUUAAAACUGUAUUGACAUUCAAUAAUCCAGCAAAAUUACUAAUCCAAUGUGUUCAUGUCCCCAAACCUACUAUAUGUUUUUUUUUUACCAAAAAAUUAAUUUCAUGUAUGAAGGAUACAGUGGAAAAAAAUGUUUUUAAACAGAUAAGUAAUCUAUAUUAUUAUUAGACCCAAGUGAUUUUUCAAAGAAUUGGGGUACAAUAACUGUAAAAGUUUAAUUAAAAUAAUGUGCUUUCAUGUCGGUAUUCUUUUAGGUAAACCGUAAAUUACAUUAGUUCUAGCAUUGUGUGCAAGUUUUACUACAGUAAAAUAUCAUGCCUGUGCCAGUAACCAAUGUUUUACUAUAGCUAAUUGAAUACCUUAGUGACCUUUAGCAGAAAUGAAAACUCAAAGUUAAUAACAGUCCACCAAUAUUAUCAACUCAUGAAUUUGACUUUCACAUUUGAGGUUAGGUUAAACACCUCUAUAUAAAAUCAGUGGCUGCAUGAGCAAAUAAAUUGUUUGUUUGGUUUGUAUGUAAAUAAAAGUAUGUGAUCUUCAAGGGAAAUUAAAAAUAAGAGUAUGCGUUACUAAUUAUUUCCUCUCUCAUCAAUAACGUGCAACUUAUAGUUUACUGAACACAAAAAAUUAAGUUGUUUGAAAGUUACAUUGAAGAGAUUUUUUUUUUCUUAAAAAAAUUGGAAAAUGUUUAUUAUGCAGUUUCUUUUUUUGUACGAAUCAUCCAAGAUUUCCAAUAUUUUUGGUGUAAAACAGCACAAAGAAACUGUGUGUAUAGGCUGCUAAUUGAACUUUUUCCCUUAAGAGGCCGUGUCAGUAAAUGUUUAUUUCCAAUAUUCUGCUCUAGAAGUUCUCUCUUUUAACAGUGAGAUUUAGUGGCUUUUUCAACCGAAGGAACUGUAGCCGCAGCGCGUGAUAAAGCUACUAUACCCUUAUCACAUGAUUAGUGGGAAGGUUGACAGCUCGAGUUUACUCGACGAAAAAUGUAUCUGGUUCCUCGACAAUCUGAGAGGAUGACAAUCUGACCGGCGGCUCACUAGGAAAUUGCAGAUGCAGGGAUUCAGAAUCAAGAAACCUCACUUUAACAAAUGUAGUAUGAGUCGUAUCUAAAACUAAAACUAAAAAUUUUAAUACUUUAAACGUAUCGGAAUACAAUUAAUCUUCAAACAUGUGGUAAUUAUUCUUUAUCUGGAUGUAAUAGUCC
Bacillus rossius redtenbacheri is the source of this 19038-nucleotide messenger RNA. Its product is annotated as protein BCL9 homolog. The record is from RefSeq and is a predicted model, not a curated record. The transcript is spliced from 9 exons. Lineage: Eukaryota; Metazoa; Arthropoda; Insecta; Phasmatodea; Bacillidae. The coding region runs from base 1193 to 5395 and encodes 1400 amino acids.